UGCUGCUAGACCCCGUCCGGCGCAAGCCGAGGCUGAAUCGCAGGGUCACGCCAUGUCGGCCUCCUCGUCACGCCGUCGGCACCUUUGGUCCAUCCAUCCUCCGACUCUGUCUGACGUGUUGUUUGUUUGGCCAGCGGUCUGCACGAAAGCAUGUACCCGCCAUCCAUGCAAGGUCCCGCCAAGGAUCGCAGCGAAGAGGUCGAUACAUCUCGACGCUUCAGCGAGGUCUACUUCGGCUAUGCGUCAAACCUGGCCCCGUCCACCAUGAAGGGUCGCUGUCCCGAUAGUGUCUUCUGCGGCCUUGCCAAACUGAAAGGCUGGAGAUGGCAGAUCAACUCCACCCGCUACGCCAACAUUGUGCCCUCGGAAGAGCACACCGUCUAUGGCGCGCUCUUCUUCCUCUCCCCACGCGACGAGGCCGGGCUGGAUCACAGCGAGGGAGUGCCUUGGCUCUACGAGAAGCAAUGGCUUGAGUGUGAGCGCGUGCAGCCUGAUGGCAACGGGACGGGGCAGACGGUACCUUGCAUGACUUAUGUGGACGUGCAAAGACCGGAUGAGGGAGUCAUCGAGCCGGAUUAUGUCGUCUGGAUCAACAAGGCGAUUCGAGAAGCCAAACCGUAUGGACUUCCAGCCGACUAUGUAGAGAACAACAUUCGCAAGUACAUCCCGCCGACAUCACCGGAAGAAGAGGCACGAGAGAUCCAGAUGAUCCGUGUCAUGGCCCCAAGAGCAAGACCAGGAGGUGGAGGCGGUCCUGGCGGCUGAGUGGAACCCUCUCGAUCCACGGCGCGGCUGUCCAGCGUGACAUGGCCGCGACGAAUCAGCUUCGAGCUUGGAAAGCAUUACUGAGAGGUGCCAAUGAAGGCCGUAACAUGCGCGCCGCGAGGGCAAAGCUCUCAUUUGUUGUAUUGCACAUUACGUAGCAGUUGACUAGACUGAAGCCGGCGUCCUGUCAGAGUGUCGCGGCUGCGCCCGCACGAAACACGCC
This is a messenger RNA of Neohortaea acidophila, 988 nucleotides long. RefSeq lists its product as uncharacterized. The transcript is spliced from 3 exons. The coding region runs from base 151 to 765 and encodes 204 amino acids. Lineage: Eukaryota; Fungi; Ascomycota; Dothideomycetes; Mycosphaerellales; Teratosphaeriaceae. The record is from RefSeq and is a predicted model, not a curated record. Gene Ontology annotation, molecular function: gamma-glutamylcyclotransferase activity.